Stylophora pistillata is the source of this 1718-nucleotide messenger RNA. Its product is annotated as calcium homeostasis modulator protein 6-like. Gene Ontology annotation, molecular function: monoatomic cation channel activity. Gene Ontology annotation, cellular component: plasma membrane. The record is from RefSeq and is a predicted model, not a curated record. Lineage: Eukaryota; Metazoa; Cnidaria; Anthozoa; Scleractinia; Pocilloporidae.
UAAACGGAAAUCUUUCCCAAAAUUUCCACCGCAAAGAAAAAAAACCCUGUCCUUCUAAAUUCCAAAAUCAGACUAAGGGAGGUCAAUUUUGUCGCGGUGUGAGUUCUGAUGGGAUUUUUUUUUUCUUCAAUGGGGAACGUAUCUACAAUUCAAUCACAAAAAUCAAAGUUUUUUUCACCUAGUUUGACGUCAUCUGGUUGGCCAAAUGUAACGCAAUCACAAUAUGUAACGCGAACAGUGAUUACUUGAGCAGUGAUUGAAGGGAAUCGGAAGAUAAUUAUCUUCAGUUUCGCUUUCAAAAUGUCAGGGACUGCUGCUACAGUUUUGGUAGGCAUAACAAAUGUGUUCAAAGAAGCUGUGCGAUCGAACGAAGUCUCAAUCAAAGCUACCGUGGCCGGGUUGCUGUUGUAUGGCGUGAAAGAAUUUCUCAACGACAUCAUCUUCUCUUGUCCGGAUGAACAUUUUCUGAUUUACGGCAGUCUCUUCAUCUUCGGCCCAUCUAUUUUCCUCUUCUGUCUAUCGCUUCUGGCUUCUUCUCCUUUUUGGCAAGCUGUCACUGGCUGUUGUCUACUGACAUGCCGCAGAAAGAAGUUGUUGUUUAUUAAGGCGAAAAACAGCGUGUUUGUUGCUUGUUUGCCUCCACUGAUUUGGUUGAUAUACGCUUUUGUCGAAGAGGACUAUUACGUUUGUGCUAAACUUGGCCCUCUAAUCGCAACACUUGCUAAAGCGAACACAACCGUGCAGAAAGAAGCUGUGAAUAAAGAAUUUGUUCAGGCCAAAACGACGUCACAGUUGAUUGCAUGGGGUUUAGUUCUGGGUAUUGUUAUUCUCUCAACGAUCUUCGUCACGAUUUACCGCUUGUGCAUGCCAAUCGAUCCAAAACUACUGGACAAAUACGCCUUGGAGGAAUACGAAGCCGACGAAGCUGUGGCCCUUUUCAACGACAAAGUAAAACCAUACGCAGAACAGCAAGCGCAGGACCUGAUCAAUGGUUUGUUUGAGAAAUACAAGGACAAAGACCGCGAAGAACAGCUUUCCAUUAUCGAGGAGCAGCUCGGAAAACUCUUCCCCAGACAUGCUGGUGUUUUAGCCGGAUCUGUUCGAUCUUACCCAAGUGGAUCAAGACAAGUGUCACCAAAGAACACAGAAGGAGGGAAUGUCAUGGAGUUACGUCCAAUGGUGGCGUGACAAAAUAAAUUUCCUAUUGUUUGAUUGCAACAGAACUUCAUUCAUUGUGCAAUUCAUUUUGCAAUCACAUUUCUGAUUGACAAAUCAGAAUCCUCACUUUGUGGCUGUCCAACAUUUUCUAAUCACUUGAAUGAUUAUCGACCAAACUCAACUCUGCCCAAUCCUAUUCCCAGUAUUAAUAAUACACAUGAAAAAAUUACUCAGUUCUGCAUGUUGAUUGGUUAAGAUAAAUGCAGUUUUCAAAUUAUUCAGUGCAGGAGAGAGUUAAUUCAGUGCAGAAGAGGGUUACUUGAGUGCAAAGAAAGCAACAAACCAGACAUUUGGUUUGGUCAAUAAUUAAACAAACUCACAGAAUUACCAAAGUCACUGAACAAUUCCUUGAACUGUUUGGCUGGACUUUGAACUUUUUUGUGCCUGAAAGAUGCAAAAAUUUCAGUUUAUCUUAUUGUUCUGAUUGUAUGCGGUUGUUUUGACAGAAUGCACAAUGUCACUUGCAGGAUUUGAAUAAAUUAUUUUUGCAUGUGAUGCAA